AUGUCUUUUUCGCGUCUGUUGACAACAAAAUUUGGAGCCGUGUCGCGGGCGACACGGCCAGCUUCCGCAGCUCGUAUGUUGCGGGUCUCAUCGUUUGCGGCCCCUGCUGCUGUUGCUCUUCCUUUUACUCAACGCCGUUUUGCUUCUAUGGAAAGUGACAAUGGGCUCUUUACCGCUCCAAAUGACAAGUUGACACAGAUGACUCAAAAGCUUCAAAAGGCUAUCGAGCGUGACUCCGAGAUGCAGCAGACGCUGUAUGACAUGACCGCCUUUUUCCAGAAGAAGGGAAUUGAGCCUGGUACGAUGCCCUCGAAGUCCAAGCUGUUGCGACUCGUACUGGAUCCCGAGUUUCGCAAGUACGCUCAAGCUCUGAAAGCGUUUCUUGAAAAGGCCGGCAUCCAGACUGAUCCCGAGGUUCUCUCUGAGAUGAUGAAGCAGCUGAAAUAA
Messenger RNA from Schizosaccharomyces japonicus yFS275, 447 nucleotides. RefSeq names its product fungal protein. The record is from RefSeq and is a predicted model, not a curated record. Lineage: Eukaryota; Fungi; Ascomycota; Schizosaccharomycetes; Schizosaccharomycetales; Schizosaccharomycetaceae. The transcript has a single exon. Bases 1 to 447 code for a protein of 148 amino acids.